Messenger RNA from Platichthys flesus (European flounder), 2421 nucleotides. RefSeq names its product cytospin-A-like. NCBI's taxonomy places the organism in Eukaryota, Metazoa, Chordata, Actinopteri, Pleuronectiformes, Pleuronectidae. Bases 430 to 2172 code for a protein of 580 amino acids. The record is from RefSeq and is a predicted model, not a curated record. The transcript has 12 exons. Gene Ontology annotation, molecular function: protein binding.
CUCCACAGACCACAAACUGUUUAACACGUUAAACUGUGCGGACGUGUCCAGAUGCUCCUCAGUGUAAGGACGAGGUUCAUGAGGAUCCAACCUGCAGCUGCUGCGCCAACACUUAGUUUCUGCCUCCUGCGCCUUUUGUCGCAUUGGAUUUAAAGGAGGAGCAGAGUUGGGGUUUUCCCCCCGGGACUCGCUGCCUCUCUGCAGCUGUUAGUUCAACAUGGGACGUCGGAGUGAAAUGAUUUCCAGGCAUUUGAAGCGAGUCCUCCGGUGAAUUUGGGCGAAGGGACGCAGACAGAGGAGCCAGCAGCCCGGAGAGGAGGUCGAGAAACCCGGAGGACAUCCAGCAGCUGGUGGAAGAAGACAGCAGUGGGCCUUACGGAGCACAGAGGGCCCAAGAAGGACGCUCCAGGUACCCGCCCGUCCUGGAUCAUGGGUAACCACACUGGCAAAGACAGCCACAGUCCUAAAGCUCGUUCCCCCCUCUCAGGUUCUCCUCUCGAUUUCUUCCACACGCCUCCUACCACGCCCUCAGAGGACGAGCUGACAGCCAUGGCCUUAUCCUCGCCAGCCUCCUCCUCCUCCAACAAAGCACAGACUCCAUCGCCGGCCGGCAGCGACACCCCCUCCGCCACCGCCGCCGCCUCUCCUACUUCAGAGUGGACACAGAAACUGUCGGCGUCCACAGACUGGGCCGUGAUAAGCGUAGAAAGCGUCGCCUCCUCAGAGACGAGCGUGAGCGAUGCAGCAGCCAGACACGGGAAGGCAGCGGUCAGCGAGGCCCCCCCGGCGCCUCUGCCCCCGUCCAGAGACUCCCCCUCGGAGCAGAGCUGGCAGGAGAGAGACAGCGGACUGGAGCCGCAGGAUGCAGCAGAGAGGGCCGAGGAGGAGAUGACCCUGGUCCUGCUCAGUCUGAUGGAGCAUCAGAGGGCCUCGCUGGGCCUCAGCCCCAAACCCGAUGUCACCACAGGAGCAGUAGAGCUGCUCAGGCGCUUGAUAACAGAGCGAGACGAGCUGCUCGAGGAGGUGGACACACUGAGGGAGACACUGAGGGCGGAGCGUCUGGAGUGGCGUCAGUUCCAGUGUGACCUGCAGGUCGCCGUGUCCGUGGCCGACCGGCUGCGGAGCGAGUCGGAGCAGGCUCUGGGUCUGCUCCAGGGGCGCCACAGGGCCGUGGAGGAGCAGCUGGCCCUCACCCUCAGCGGGCAGCAGGAGAAGGACAGAGAGCUGGAGAGUCUGAGAGUGGAGCACAGAGACGUCUGCAGCAAACUCAACGAACUCACUCUGCAGCAGCAGCAGCAGCAAGCCGAGCUGGAUGCUCUGAGAAACACAUGUGUGGUGAAAGACAGAGCGGAUGGGGGUAAAGUGAUAGAGAGACAAGACUCUGUGGAGGGAGAGGACAUACAAGAAGCUGCAGGAGAGACUGAAGCUGACCAGGAGGAGAAGGAAGCAAAUGGAGGCGUGGAGGCAAAUGGGUCUGGGGACAUGCGGUCGAAGGGUAAGGGGGUAGCGGAGGGAUACCUGCAGAGUUUAGCUGCAAUGGAGAAGAAGAAGGAAGCGGGACGUGGGCUCAGAGAUCCGAGGAGGAUCGUGAUGCUGUCUGAACGAUCCUGGAGUUUAUCUCGUCUUCCACUCCCAGUUGACUCCUCCGGUCAAAAUGAGGCUUCGAAUACAAGCACAACUUUACCACUAUGCAAGAAAGAGCAGCCAACUAAGGGGAGAAGGAUGGAUCGUAUCUUACAGCGACAGGACAGUUGGUCCAGUUUUUAUUCGGGAAAACUGGACGAGGAUCAGAGCUCAGAUUACGUGAAACCUCAGGAUGGUUUCAGUGCUCUGCUGCGGCGUCACGGCGGCUCCAGGAGGAACUCCCUGCUGCGCUGGUGCCAAGGUCGUACACAAGGUUACAAGAAUAUUGAUAUCACCAACUUCAGCACCAGCUGGGAGGAUGGUUUGGCGUUCUGCGCCGUCUAUCACACUUAUUUACCGAGUCACAUCCCAUAUGAGAGCCUGAACCCUGAGGACAAGAAGGUAAAUCUGGACCUCGCUUUUAGGACGGGAGAGAAUGUGGGAGUCACAGCCACACUGACGGUGGAGGAGAUGCUGAGGGCUGACGGGCCGGACUGGCAGAGGGUCCUGGGCUACGUCGAAAGCAUCUUCCGUCAGUUUGAGAUGUGAGGCCGACUCCUCUCCUCCUGUUUGGACUGAAACACUGCUCUCCACAAGAGGGCGCUCUGCCAACCAGGAUUUUAAAUGCAUCAGCAAUAUUGGACUUUAUCGUAAGAUUGUAUGCAUCAACACACGUUCUCCCUCGUGUGGAAACAUGAGAAACUCCAAGCAGUGUUUUAACCCUUGAAUACUUUUAUUUUUCUACAUACUGUACUUAGUGGUGGCACCAGUUUGGUGAAUAUGCACAGGACACGAACA